CUUAAGGAAUCAUUUCCAUAUCCAAUUGACUACCCCUUUUCUCCCAUCCUUUUAGCUGCGUAGUUAGCUCCCUUCCAACUGAUAUAAAUUAGUGAUUUCCCCCUUCUUCUUCAUCACUCAUUUCUCACAUUAUUGUUGUUUUCAUCUCACAACAAUUGUGAAUACUCAAGAAAUAAUUUUGAAUACUUGAAAAUCAUCAAUGAUGGACUACAGAUCAGCCAAGCCAUCCGAAUCUUCAAGGAACAAGUGUGCUGCGUGCUACAGACAAUUCAACAAAAUGGAGCAUCUGGUGGAUCACAUGCGGACCUCUUUCCACUCAGUUCAUGAACCAACGUGUGGUGUAUGCAAGAAACACUGCAUAUCCUUUGAAUCACUCAGGGAACAUCUUAUCGGACCAUUGCCAAAGGUGGAAUGCGCAAAGGUUUUCAGUACUCGAGGAUGCAACAUAUGCCUAAACAUCUUUGAUAGCCCUAACACCCUAAGAAUGCACCGAGGAACAUGCCAACAUUCUCGCCCGAAUGCAUUAGUUUCGCGGAUGACAAGCUUAAGAAUACAUGAUGACUUGAGGAUGGAUAAUGGUAGGGGAGGAACUCCAAAAGCAGUUGCACUUGCUUGUAAAAUGGUAGGCGGUGGAAGUGAUGGAUCACUUGAUAUAUGCGCUAGGGUUUGCCUAACUGAUGAAUAUGAUAACAUCAUUUUCCAUACUUAUGUGAAGCCUCAAUUUUCAGUCACUAAUUACAGGUAUGAAACAACAGGAAUUAGGCCAGAAUAUUUGAGAGAUGCAAUGCCAUUAAAGCAAGUUCAAAGGAAAAUUCAAGAUUACCUUUGCAAUGGAGAACCCGUGUGGAAAAUUCGGUCAAGAGGAGGAAAAGCUAGGAUUCUUGUAGGGCAUGGUUUAGAUCAUGACCUUGAGUGCCUUGGAAUGGAAUAUCCUACAUCAAUGAUCAGGGAUACGGCAAAAUAUCCUCCUUUGAUGAAAACAAGCAAGCUCAGCAACUCACUUAAAUACCUAACACAAGCAUACUUAGGUUAUGAGAUUCAGACUGGAAUCCAAGACCCUUAUGAAGACUGUGUUUCAACCAUGAAACUUUACAUGAGAAUGAGGUCUCAAAAUCAUAGAGCAGAAGACUAUCCAUUACCAAAUGAUCCACAAAAUCGCGGUAGCUUCGCACAAUGGAGGGAAGCUGACCUGCAAAGAAUGACUUCAGAGGAACUCUUGAAGAUCUCCAGAGCUGAUUAUUACUGCUGGUGUUUGGACUUGAAGGGAUAUGCUUGAGACAUAGUAUUACAUAUAUAUGUUAUACAUCCGAUAUGAUUAAUUGUUCUUAAUCUAGAUAUUUGGUGAAGGCAAAGUUCCAUAUAGGAUUUAUUAUAACAAAUAUGAAUAAGCUAUCUAGAAAUGUUGGUCAUUACCUUAUUGUGCUGUUAGUCAAGAUCUGAGUAAAAUUCAUCUGUGAUGCAUGAUGAUUCCAUGCACAGUAAAUGUAUUAGUAUAUCAAUUUAAAGCCUAAUUUCUUUUUGGUAAA
This is a messenger RNA of Beta vulgaris subsp. vulgaris (sugar beet), 1526 nucleotides long. RefSeq names its product RNA exonuclease 4. Bases 200 to 1276 code for a protein of 358 amino acids. The transcript is spliced from 7 exons. Gene Ontology annotation, cellular component: nucleus. Gene Ontology annotation, biological process: rRNA processing. Lineage: Eukaryota; Viridiplantae; Streptophyta; Magnoliopsida; Caryophyllales; Amaranthaceae. The record is from RefSeq and is a predicted model, not a curated record. Gene Ontology annotation, molecular function: 3'-5' exonuclease activity; nucleic acid binding.